Molecule: messenger RNA, 336 nt
Organism: Mesorhabditis spiculigera
Lineage: Eukaryota; Metazoa; Nematoda; Chromadorea; Rhabditida; Rhabditidae
Source: the annotation of a GenBank genome assembly
AUGCCGGAAGCCCAACCUACUUCCGUCUUCUCCGAGGAGGUCGUGGUCAAGAUCAUCAGCGACGUCUUCGACCGCAACGUCGGCUUCAGCACGUACAACUUCCAGGAGUCGAUCAGCUGGAACCAGAAAUGCGUUGAAGAGAUCGUCUCCGAGCUGAUCAAGCUCGACCGCCCGUACAAGUUCACCGUGUCGGCCUCGCUGUUCCAAAUCGGCAACGGCAGCGGACUGAACGUGUCCACCGUGUCGUACUGGAACAAGGAGACCGAUGUGAUGUAUACGCACCGCUGGGAGGGUCGCCACAUGUCUGCCAUCGUCAACGUGUUCGCCGUCGCUUAC